Sclerotinia trifoliorum is the source of this 3055-nucleotide messenger RNA. NCBI's taxonomy places the organism in Eukaryota, Fungi, Ascomycota, Leotiomycetes, Helotiales, Sclerotiniaceae. The record is from the annotation of a GenBank genome assembly.
UUUUUUUUCAUUUCGAGGAUGCUUAGUCGCGGCAUGAGAGUUUUUCCUUCUCACUUGUAUGUAUAUACGGUGUAGCUUUGCCAUGGCACUCCUCUAAUUUGCAUUCAUUCUCCUGGUAUCCAUCUUCGUGCCAGAUAUUUCCUCUUGGAGAAAUGGUUCUAUCAUCCUUGAGAAGCCGACUCUUUUCUCGGCAACCGGAGGGUAAUAUUACCCCCGCAUCCUCCGAUCAUGAGAAGGAUGGGACAGCAUCGAGUGUCACUGGUACCGACGAAAUCAGCAGGUCCAUCGAGGAACCUGGCAAUUCAACUGAGAAGAUCAGUCCCGAGACAAACAUCAAAGAUUCUACACCUGUUGUUGAGACAUCCCCUCUGGACAUUGAAAAAGCGACACCGACAUCAGGGAAAUUUGGUGAUGAUGACCCCCUUCUCAAAGAUAUCCCUUGGCAAGUUCGUCGAAUUGUCAGUCUCGAGGAUGAUCCUACCGAACCGACAAUCACAUUCCGUUACUUCCUUUUGACACUUAUAUUUGUUGCACCAGGAGCUUUCUUAUCACAGAUGAGUUCAUUCCGCACGACAUCCGCUCCAUACUCUGUCUUUUUCGUCCAAAUUUGCUCCAACUAUGUCGGUGCUUGGCUAGCGAAGAUUCUUCCAGCCAGGACCAUACAUUUACCAUUCGGAAGAAGUUUCAGUUUAAAUCCAGGUCCAUGGGGAACGAAAGAACAUGUAUUGGUUACCAUUUCUGCAGCAUCUGGCGCCACUUACAAUUUAGCAUACACCCCGGUCUCCAUUGCUGAGCUCUACUUUGGGGUGACCAUUCAUCCAGCCAUUGCCAUAUUCUUCAUGUGGAGUGUAGUAUACAUUGGAUAUUCUUUUGCGGCGAUUGCCAGGCAAUUCUUGCUCUAUGACCCCAUGUACCCGUGGUAUCAAGCGUAAGUGCAAGACUUUGUAUCCCCUGCAAUGCCACUUUUUCGGCACCACUCCUAUCUCAACUCAGCUUUUGAGAUUAGGCGUAGUGGGAAGGUGUAAUGAAUGACCGUCGCUAAUUUCCUGAUUCAAACAGACUCUGUCAGACUGCUCUCUUUGAAACUCAAAGGAAGCAGAGACAGCAUCCAUCCCCUGUGUCCAAGAAACAAAUGAGAGUGUUCUUCGGCGUUCUCGCAGGUAUCACCUUGUGGCAAUUUCUACCAGAAUUUGUGUUUCCAAUGCUUGGGUCCUUGGCAUUCCUCUGUUGGGUUGCCCCAGAGAACAAGGUUGCAAAUUUUAUGGGGUCAGGCCUGGGAGGAAUGGGUUUCCUAAACCUCACACUCGAUUGGUCAAGCAUUGCGAGUUUGAGUAACUCCAACAGCUUGUUUGUAACUCCGUGGUGGACUCAAGUCAUCAUUUUCCUGGCAUUUGUUGUAAACUGCUGGAUAUUACUUCCAGCUGCGAAAUGGGGAAACCUGUCCUCUUGGAAGCCCGAAUUGAUGUCCAAUCGUCUGUUCAUGGGUAUGAUACACCCUCCACAUGUUUCCCGUUGUCAAGUACUAACAAAGUCUUUCAGAAAAUGGGACUCGUUAUCCUACCACUGAGCUCAUUACUCCCCAAGCUACAUUCAACGAAACAGCCUAUGCUGAAUAUGGGCCCAUAUAUGUUGGCGCUCAACAGCUAUGGAAUAUGUUCUUUGAUUACGCUGCUUACACCUCCGGAAUUAGUUGGAUUUGUUUCUUUGGUUUCACACAAAUCAAAGACACCAUUAGCAAACUGAAUGCUCGACGUAAGAAUAAAGUUGAAGGAGAGACUAUCAAUCACCAAUAUGGAGAUCAACUAAAUAUCCUCCAACGUUCUUACAAAGAAGUUCCAUGGUGGUGGUCUUUAAUCCUCUUCCUUGUCACCUUCGUUGUCAUGAUGGCCAUCCUUGGUACUGGACACCUCUUUAUUCCCCUGUGGACAUACUUCAUUGCCGUCCUCACUGGUGUUGUGGUUGUCAUCCCGCUUGGUUGGUUAUACGCCUUAUCCAAUUUCCAACUCCCAAUUGGUACAUUCAAUGAAUUGCUGUACGGAUUGAUGGUGAACACGGUCGAUGGACACAAGAAUCCUACUGGUGCAUCAGUCUAUUCAUCCCUCGCGGGUGACGCAUGGUAUCGUGCACAACUCAUGCUGCAAGACCAGAAAAUUGGCCAUUAUAUGCAUAUUCCUCCUCGAGACACCUUCUUUGCGCAGGUUUUUGGUUGUUUCAUCGGUAUUCCAAUCAAUUAUGGUGUUGUAAGAUGGGUCCUUAAUACCAAAGCGGCAUAUCUGAGCGGUGCGGAAACAGACCCAACACAUCAAUGGACGGGUCAAGGCCUUGCUAGUACCUUGACAACUAGCACACAAUAUGUUCUUAUUGGACCCCGUCGCCUUUUCGAGUUACCUAUUUUCAAACCCCUUCCAUACGGAUUCCUCGUCGGUGCCGUCGCUCCAGCUAUCAUAUAUCUCCUUCAUCGCCGCUUCCCCAAGGCCAAGUUUCACUUAUUCAACACCACUAUUUUCUUUUCCGGUCUUUCCAAUUUCUAUGGCAACAUAUCUACCGGAUAUACUUCUUCCAUCAUUGGUGGUUUCAUUGUCUCUUAUUGGGCAUAUAGAUAUAGGUAUGAGCUUUGGGCGAGAUACAACUAUGUCCUUGCCGCCGCCUUUGAUGCAGGAUUUAAUUUGAAUAUGUUGUUGAUUUUCUUGUUCUUUGGUGCAGGCAAGAUCGUCACUAUGCCAAACUGGUGGGGCAACAAUGCGGAUAGUGUGGAUAGAUGUUUUGCUUUGGAGUAAUCACGGAAAUGAUGUUCUGGUUAAUGAAUAUGAAAAGCCAGUGAAAGAUUUUAUGUGCUACGAAACUCAGUUCGAGAUAAUGAUAAUGAAAAUAUGGCUGACAAUUGUCAUGAUCUUCGUGUCAAAGUCUAGUAGUAUACUUGCCAGAGUCUAUUUCCAGCUACUUUUGAAAUGUAUUCAUGAUACCGUUUAUUUGAAAUUGGUCCAUGGCUGGUAUUGUUAAUGUUCUUAUCUGGCUAACCCAGUGGUCUUGAUGUUUCCUCCCCAGCGCUCCGUUC